Panicum hallii is the source of this 1331-nucleotide messenger RNA. Its product is annotated as vesicle-associated protein 4-1-like. The transcript is spliced from 7 exons. Gene Ontology annotation, cellular component: endoplasmic reticulum membrane; plasma membrane. NCBI's taxonomy places the organism in Eukaryota, Viridiplantae, Streptophyta, Magnoliopsida, Poales, Poaceae. Gene Ontology annotation, biological process: endoplasmic reticulum membrane organization. Bases 256 to 948 code for a protein of 230 amino acids. The record is from RefSeq and is a predicted model, not a curated record.
ACCACCACCACCACCACGAUUGACAAUUCCACGCACCACUCUCUCUGCGUCUCCAUCCCAAUCAUACUCCUCUUCUUCCUCUCCCUCUGCCUCUCCAGCUCUCCUCCCAAGAAGCGCCCGGCCCCGACCAUACGUUUUCCGGCGCCCCACGCGGACGGCGAGCCGCUGCUGGUCUUGCCGGAGGAGGAGCGCUACCGGGACGGGCGGGAGGAGGAGGACGCCGCUGAGUGGCACGGGCGCCUGGGGCUGUGCCACAUGCCGCUCUGGGGGACCGCGUCCGGGCCGCCGGCCGCCGAGGGCGAGGCCGCGCGCGCGCCGCCCGGGUCCAGCGGCGGCGGCGGCGUUAAGGUGAUCCGGUCGCUGCUCCCCACCCGGCGCCGCCUCCGGCUCGACCCGCCCGCCAAGCUCUACUUCCCAUAUGAACCCGGGAAGCAAGUCCGGAGCGCGGUCAGGAUCAAGAACAUCAGCAAGUCCCAUGUGGCCUUCAAGUUCCAAACCACAGCGCCAAAGAGUUGCUUCAUGAGGCCUCCCGGCGGCAUACUUGCUCCAGGGGAAAGCAUCAUUGCAACAGUGUUCAAAUUUGUGGAGCAUCCGGAGAACAAUGAGAAGCCGUUAGACCAGAAGUGCAAGGUUAAGUUCAAGAUUGUCAGCUUGAAAGUCAAGGGGCCUAUGGAGUAUGUCCCUGAAUUGUUUGAUGAGCAAAAGGACCAGGUUGCAGUCGAGCAAAUUUUGCGGGUAGUAUUCUUGGAUGCUGAGCGUCCCAGCCCACAAAUGGACAAGCUAAAGCGCCAGCUCGCUGAAGCAGAAGCCGCACUUGAGGCACGAAAGAAACCUCCAGAGGACAAUGGUCCCCGCAUUGUUGGCGAAGGCCUUGUGAUUGACGAAUGGAAGGAACGAAGAGAGAGAUACCUUGCUCGCCAGCAGAUCGAAGGUGUUGAUUCAGUGUAGACACGACGCAGCGCUGUAAACUCUGCAAAUUGAACAUACCAUUUUAUCGGAGCCAACAUACUGUCCUUUUGCAUUUGUCAAAUGGUUUUGGAGCUUAAAUUUUGUGAAGGUUCGUAUUGUAGCAAUCAAACAAGAAUGAGGCUUUGUGUAAUUAGGAUUCGAGCUUCAUGCUGUACUUCUCCCUUGGGUCUGCAUGUGUGUAGAUAACCAGUCACUGCUUGAUGAUAAUACCUUCUGUGCUAAGCCAUAUAUUUGGAAUUGUGGAACGUGGACAUGUGAAUGUGAUGCAUUCCCUUAGCUGCUGGCCUAUCAAUAUUGAAAUUGUAAUGUAAUCUCAACAGGCACUCUCCAAGGUGAUUAAUGAAAGUUCUCCUAUCAUGUUA